AUGAAAGGGCUUCCAAAAGGUUUAGUAUCGACAACAGACGACAUUCCCACAGAGCUACGAGAUCUGAACGCUGUGGAAAUCGAUGAUAUUAUACAACUGUGGAAAGUGUACAGUGCAAAUCCCUCUGUACAUGGGGGUGACAUUGGCUACCGGUUGGAGAACUUCUUCUGGAGGAUCUGGAGCAGCGAGCGUCUCCGCCGUUCUAUUAACGGGUUCGCACUGGCCAGGUUGUUCCUGCGCAUAACGGAGGCUAGUCCACUGUCUCUCUCCGCCCCGCGGCAGACAACGGCGAAGGCCCCGGAGAAAGGAUCUCAGUCCAGCGUGAAUCAAACGGACAACAAAACGCCAUCCAGUACGGGCUCCAGUCGCGCACUGCCACCGCCUAUUCUGAAGAAGUCCAGUACAUCGUCGCAAGUGCAAGGGGAGUCGCAGAAGACAACGCGAUUGCUUCUCACUGGAGUAGGAGGCCAGAGCAUUACCCGCAAACCAUCGACACCACCCACCCCAAUUCCUCCUCCAUCUCGUAAGAAGGCCUACUUCGCGGCAAGUAAAGGGAAGAGCACAAAGCGGCGGCCAGCCAUUAUGCGCCGUCGGUCAUCACAGACUUCCUCCGGUGCAAGUACCCGUACCCAUAGUCCGCAACGGACCUCAACUCCGCUAACCUCUCCAUCUCCGGUCAAAUUAUUGGAACAGGACGAGAGCAGUGCCUCAGAAGUGGAAGAACCGUCGAUGGAAGGGUCCGCCAAACUUCGUGAAGACAAGGCCAUGGACAAGCCGGCAGAACUACCAGUCUCAUUUCUAACCAGUCUCAAAGACAUCUUCGCCGACAAACGCUCGCCACCCAAUAGAGCCAAAUCGACACCACCCAAAUGGGGCUACGUUACCAGCGACGACUUCACGCACUACAACGUAAAAUUCCUCUCGUCAGAGAACUACGAACAACCGUCGUCCGUGUCACUGGUAGAUAAGAACUUCCGCGCGCGGUUCGCAGAGCGACAGCGUCAGGAAUCUGAGGAUUACUCGAGCUCACCCUUCGAGGCCAUCGCGCCGAAUGCCGUCGCGAAGGGCUCCCCGAGUGCCUACAUGGACCGACCAACGCCGUCGUCUUCCAGACCGGGGCCUUCGCACGUGGUAGCGUCCACCAUCAGCUCCGGCAUCCCGAUUAUGACGCCGACAACAAGCACUACUUCCAGUGACGGUCACAUGGACAGUGGCGGAAUUCCAUUGCAGACGCCCAGCUCCGUGUCCCGACGCAGUCAACUGAGCUUGUUGCUUGAGGAGAGUCGCAAGCAGGGGACUGAGAGUGAUGAGACCUGA
Molecule: messenger RNA, 1317 nt
Organism: Aspergillus tanneri
Lineage: Eukaryota; Fungi; Ascomycota; Eurotiomycetes; Eurotiales; Aspergillaceae
Product: GATA-like domain-containing protein
Exons: 4
Coding region: 1-1317 (438 amino acids)
Source: RefSeq, a predicted model, not a curated record